AUGGCACACUCUCGCUCACCGAUGACAGCAUCCUAUCGUCGCGAUCGAUCGUAUUCAUCAAAUAAUAACGAUGGCCAUGAAGAAAAUGGUUGUCGUGUUCACGUUGCUGAUCUGUCAAUAAAAUGUACAAAACAUGAAAUCGAAAAAGCAUUCGAAAAAUGGCCUUUAAUUGAAAUAUGGCAUGCACAUGCCUCAUGCUUUGCAUUUGUAGUUCUACGUCAGCGCGAAGACGCACAACAAGCCAUUAGCGAAUUAGACGGCCGAUAUAUUGGUGAUGCACGAGUUCGAGUUUCUUUAGCUCGACCACGUGCACGCGGCGCACAAAGAAAUUUUGAUCCAAACAUGCGUUGUUAUCAAUGCGGUUCGCGUGGUCAUUUUAGUCGAGAUUGUGGUAAUGAUCAACGAAAUCAUAAUAAAAAUGGCAAUGAAUAUCGAUCUGACUCAGAUCGUCGUCGUGAACUAUCGCCACGUCCUCAAGUUAUUCGAGACUAUCGCAGUUAUAGUCCUCGUGAAGCAUCACCACCGUCUCGUGAAAAUCGAUACGGUUAUUAUACAAGUCCACCACGAUUGCGAUUCUCAAAGCAAAAAUGA
Rotaria socialis is the source of this 591-nucleotide messenger RNA. Lineage: Eukaryota; Metazoa; Rotifera; Eurotatoria; Philodinida; Philodinidae. The record is from the annotation of a GenBank genome assembly.